Molecule: messenger RNA, 2834 nt
Organism: Populus trichocarpa (black cottonwood)
Lineage: Eukaryota; Viridiplantae; Streptophyta; Magnoliopsida; Malpighiales; Salicaceae
Product: probable inactive receptor kinase At5g58300
Exons: 3
Coding region: 638-2548 (636 amino acids)
Biological process (GO): protein phosphorylation
Molecular function (GO): protein binding; ATP binding; protein kinase activity
Source: RefSeq, a predicted model, not a curated record
ACUCUCUCCUCUCUCUCUCUUUACUGUAACUGUUACAGGGACUAAGUUUCUAACCUUUUUAUUCUCUCUUGCUUCUAAUCUUUCCCUUUCGCCUUUAUUAAUUCAAAAACAAGAAAUUUGCCUUCUUUUCCACUCCUCAACAAGACAAACAGUAGUAGUUAUUUGCUCUCACUUUUUGUUUAUUUUGUCUUAAGUAAACUCAAAGCUUAAAGCUGCUGCCGCUUCCGCUGACUCUACCCUCUUAAAUGCUAUGCUAAUCUUGGGCUAAAAGUGCUCAACUAUUAUUUGGGGGUGGAAUCAAAUCCUCAAAGUUUGUGAAUUCCUAUGUUGCUAGCUCAUUGUCCAAAGAUUACCCAUUUCAGCUAAUUACAACAUUCAUGCUGGAUCUAAAGCUUCUCUCUUUGCAGAUUCUUGAUAUUGCUGGAAAUGGGUUUCUUCAGUUGGUUGGUUCUUUGGAGGUUUCAGUUAUAGUUUCUCCAUAGAGAGAGUGAGAGAGAGCUGGAGAAAUGGCAGCUACUGGGUUCAAUUAUCAAGGCAUUAUUUGAUGAGAGAGUCUUCCUGCAUGCUUCUUUCUCCAGGGAAACAGCAAUAAGUGAAGGGCCUAUAUUUCCAUAUAGCAAGUCCAAAUCAACUCCCCAUGAAGAUCUUCCUGGGUUCAGUUAUUUAUUUCUUCAUCAUCCUAACCAUCAUUUUUCCUUUUGCUUUUGCUGACCUGAAGUCAGAUAAGCAAGCUCUUCUGGACUUUGCUACUGCUGUACCUCAUUUAAGGAAGCUCAAUUGGAACCCCGCUUCAUCGGUCUGCAAUUCUUGGGUGGGUGUCACUUGCAAUUCGAAUCGCACUCGUGUGUCUCAACUGCGACUCCCUGGAGUUGGACUUGUGGGUCAUAUCCCACCAAACACUCUUGGUAAACUUGAUGCCCUCAGGGUUCUCAGCCUCAGAUCCAAUGUCCUCGAAGGUGAUCUUCCUUCUGAUAUUACCUCUCUUCCAUCACUCACGAACCUCUUCCUCCAACAUAAUAACUUUUCCGGUGGCAUUCCAACCUCCUUUUCCUUGCAGCUCAAUGUGCUGGAUCUCUCAUUCAAUUCUUUCACAGGCAACAUUCCUCAAACAUUAGCAAAUUUAACACAACUUAUUGGGUUAAGCCUCCAAAAUAACACACUUUCUGGACCCAUACCUGAUCUUAAUCACACUAGGAUCAAGCGUUUGAAUUUAAGCUACAACCAUCUUAACGGUUCAAUUCCAGUAUCUCUUCAAAAUUUCCCUAAUUCAUCCUUCAUUGGAAACUCUCUCUUAUGUGGACCUCCUCUCAAUCCUUGCUCCCCAGUCAUUCGUCCACCUUCUCCAUCUCCUGCUUACAUUCCCCCACCAACAGUUCCACGUAAGCGAAGCUCAAAAGUGAAACUGACAAUGGGAGCUAUCAUUGCCAUAGCUGUGGGAGGGUCUGCUGUUCUGUUUCUUGUUGUUUUAACCAUCUUGUGCUGCUGUUUGAAGAAAAAAGAUAAUGGCGGCAGUAGUGUGUUGAAAGGGAAGGCAGUUAGCAGUGGAAGGGGCGAGAAGCCCAAAGAAGAGUUUGGAAGCGGGGUGCAAGAACAUGAGAAAAACAAGCUGGUGUUCUUUGAAGGUUGCUCGUACAACUUUGAUCUCGAGGAUUUAUUAAGAGCUUCAGCUGAAGUUCUAGGAAAGGGUAGUUAUGGCACAGCAUAUAAGGCUGUCUUGGAGGAAUCAACUACAGUUGUGGUGAAAAGGUUGAGAGAAGUGGUGAUGGGGAAGAGAGACUUUGAGCAGCAAAUGGAGAAUGUGGGGAGGGUUGGGCAGCACCCAAACAUUGUGCCACUUCGUGCUUAUUACUACUCAAAGGAUGAGAAGCUUCUAGUGUACGACUACAUCCCUGGUGGCAGCUUAUCCACGCUUUUGCAUGCGAACAGGGGAGCUGGCAGAACUCCACUAGAUUGGGACUCCAGAGUUAAGAUUGCCCUUGGAACUGCUAGGGGAAUUUCCCACCUGCAUUCAGUUGGUGGUCCAAAGUUCACUCAUGGAAAUAUCAAGUCGACAAAUGUCCUCCUUAGCCAAGACCAUGAUGGUUGCAUCUCUGAUUUUGGCCUGACCCCUCUUAUGAAUGUCCCUGCUACUUCAUCUCGGAGUGCAGGUUAUCGUGCUCCUGAGGUGAUUGAAACUCGUAAGCACACUCAUAAAUCAGAUGUCUACAGCUUUGGUGUUGUCCUCCUCGAGAUGCUGACUGGGAAAGCUCCAAUCCAAUCACCAGGACGUGAUGACAUGGUUGAUCUCCCUAGAUGGGUCCAAUCAGUUGUAAGGGAGGAGUGGACAGCUGAGGUUUUCGAUGUUGAACUGAUGAGAUACCAAAACAUUGAAGAAGAAAUGGUGCAGAUGUUGCAAAUUGGAAUGACCUGUGUAGCAAAGGUGCCAGACAUGCGACCUAACAUGGAAGAAGUUGUUCGAAUGAUUGAAGAAAUCCGGCAAUCUGACUCAGAGAACCGGCCAUCCUCUGAAGAGAAUAAAUCCAAGGACUCAAAUGUGCAGACUCCGUGAUUGACUAAUUGUUGUUGCUGCUUGAUUUCAGGAUCAAGAUUCAAAAUGUGCUAUGAGCAACUGCCUUGAAAGGUUUCUGGAGCAUAUUUUCCAACUUAUGUGUAUGUGCAGCAUCAUAGAGUGUGAAUUUGUCUCAUGUUUUUCCUUUGUUAUUGUGUAGUAUUGCUUUGAUUUUCGAUUUUUUAGUCUGAUUAGGUGGAAACCUCUUGAUUCGUUGUAAAAUUUAAUUCAAUACUGUGAAUGAAUUGUUGACUUGAAUCAAGAACACUGCAUUUUUUCUGCCUUA